AUGGAGCAAGAGCACAUAGUACAUAUGCCACUCCACCCAGGCAAAGAGGCUGCAAAUAGACUCAUCCUGAGCACUAGGACCAUGGGGUAGUGUAAUACAAUACUAGAUGAGGUAGAAUGACUGUAGAAGCUGCAGGAUAGUGAUCUGUCCUACAGAGAGAGUGGAAUGGAAAGGGAACGGUGUAAAGGUGUGAAUGACUCUGGGGAUGUGCUCAGAUGCUCUGGAUCUCCCAACGCAGCACAUUUUAACAUAAGGAACUGUCUUCAGCGUAUUCUUGUUUUUUCCUGUCAGUUCCCCAAUCAGAGCUUAUUCUGUCACUUAGAUUCCCACUAGGUUCUUUCAACAGCUGUGUGGCUGAGCGCCUGUCACAGGAGUACUGCAGUAGUAGCACAAACACAGUCAGUGGGUACGUUUACAUGCACAGUAAUAAUUUGACAUUAAACUGAUUAUGGCAGUAGGCAGAUUAUGCAGUAGUCAUGUAAACACCUUACUCUGCUUAUCUUAAUCGGCAUAAGGUCAAAAUCAAAGUAAGGAUACACCGAUUAAAACACCUGGUUUCUGAGCAAUCUUUAGAAUUAUUAGGACAUGUAAACACCUUAAUUGUAUUUGAUCAGCGCAUGUGCUAGCACCAGCCGAGCGAGCCUCCCUCUUUAGCGUGAGUGAAGUGAGUUCGGAACAACUGAAUGUAUGCGUCUUAGAAGUAGUUUUCACAUACAAACUCAGAAUCAAAUAUGCUUACCAAAAAUUACAUGUUCGCUGUGGUAGAACAUUUAUUUUGAUUGGCGAUUUUCUGUAUUUGUCAGAGUGCCAUCAGGUAGCCUGAUUUCAGAUGUGUUCACGUAAACGGGAAUAUUAGUGAAAUCGUUCUUCUUGCAAAGCAUGUAAACGUUUUAAUCGAACUAUUAUAUUCAUCUGAUUAUCCACAAUAAUCGCAUUAUUGUGUGUAUGUAACCGUACUCAUUGCCUCCACUUCAUUCUCCCCCAUUGACCCCUAUUAACUUGUGUGUGUUUGUGUUGCAGGACCUGGUGAGCAGUGCCCCUCCACAGAGGAACUGGAAGGGGAUAGUCAUCGCCCUGCUGGUCAUCUGCAUCAUCUUGUCUCUGAUCGUCACAUCCGUCAUCCUGCUCACCCCAAGUAUGUAACACACAAUGCUGCAUCACACUACACACACUCAGCUAUAUUACUACACAAACACAACACCACACUCAUAAUAACACAAACACACUCAGCUAUAUUACAAUACGCUUAGAAACACCUAUUACACUCCGCUAGAUUACACCACACACUCUCUCAGAUACAUAACACUACAAACACAGCAUCACUUCCCUAACACACACUUUGUAAGCAUAGCAACCGUCAAGAUGUAUGACGGAUGGGGCAGGAAGCUGCAAACGUUGUUAAAUCAAGUCAUUCUCAUACAGAUGUGGGACCUUAAUUUGAUCACCCUAUUGUUGCAGGAAAUGUCCUGCACAGCAGAAAAUGCUAAUUUGUAGUGUAUUCAAGGUUUUUAAAAAGUUUGUAAUUUCCACUUUAAAAUGUCUGACUUGAUUUGCCUUAACUAAAAAUGUAUCAACCCCUACAAAAAUUUCCAUUAAUUAUAAUCCACACAAUAAUUAACAUUUCCUGUUGCUGCUGGAUUAUUUUCCUGCUGUGAGAAACUAGUCAAAUUAAGAUCCUACAUCUGUACCUGAGUCAGGCCACCAAAAGAAAACGUAUAGUUAGGGAUUGCAAUUGGCCUUGCUAGCAGACAGCCCAGUAGGUCAUUUCAUUUCAUAAGCCCGUUCAUUCAAAGACAGACAGGAGUAGAGAUGGUGAUGUUGAGAUGAGUCAGCUUGGAGAUUGCAUAUUGGUUUUUCAGAAAGACGAGGUGAGGUCAUCCUCUCACUAGGUAAUGGGGCUUUAAUGUAAAAUGUCAUUCAGUCUUGUUUAAUGGAGAUUAUUAUGCAGUAAUAGCUCUAGUCAUUUGUACAAUUGCCAGUGCAUCAGAGGUGCUAUUUGCCAGAAUGGCGCCAGAGGAGAUGGCUGCCAUUUUACGGGCUCCUAACCAAUUGUGCUAUUGUGUGUGAUUUUUCACAUUAUUUGUAACUUAUUUUGUACAUAAUGUUUCUUCAAUCGUCUCUUAUGACCGAAAAGAGCUUCUGGAUAUCAGUACAGCGAUUACUCACCUCGUACUGGACGAAGAUUUUUCUUUAACGAGUCGGACGUGAAGGACUUUCUUCAAACAUACGACAAGGCCCAAAUCCCCGUCAUUCGCAUGAGAAAGAGACUGAGAUAUCGGUGAUGUAGGUCGGGAUGCCUUGUAAGGAUUCGACGGCGAGUGUGUAAUCUGCCUCUACCAUCUGUCCUAUUAGCCAACGUACAAUCAUUGGAUACCAAAAUAGACAAACUAAGAUCACGGAUAUCCUACCAACGGGACAUUAAAAACUGUAAUAUCUUAUGUUUCACCGAGUCGUGGCUGAACGACGACAUGGACAACAGACAGCUGGCGGGAUAUACGCUGCAUCGGCAAGAUAGAACGGCUGACUCCAGUAAGACAAGGGGUGGCAGUCUGUGUGUAUUUGUAAACAACAGCUGGUGCACGAAAUCUAAUAUUAUGGAAGUCUCGAGCUUUUGCUCGCCUGAGGUAGAGUAUCUCAUGAUAAGCUGUAGACCACACUAUUGAUCAAGAGAGUUUUCAACUAUAUUUUUCGUAGCUGUCUAUUUACCACCACAAACCGAUGCUGGCACUAAGACCGCACUCCAUGAGCUGUAUAAAGCCAUAAGCAAACAGGAAAACGCUCAUCCAGAUGCGGCGCACCUAGUGGCCAGGGACUUUAAUGCAGGGAAACUUAAAUCCGUUUUACCUAAUUUCUACCAGCAUGUUAAAUGUGCAACCAGAGGGGAAAAAAACUCUAGACCACCUUUACUCCACACACAGAGACGCGUACAAAGCUCUCCCUCGCCCUCCAUUUGGCAAAUCUGACCAUAACUCUAUCCUCCUGAUUCCUGCUUACAAGCAAAAACUAAAGCAGGAAGCACCAGUGACUCGGUCAAUAAACAAGUGGUCAGAUGACACAGAUGCGAAGCUACAGGACUGUUUUGCUAGCACAGACUGGAAUAUGUUCCGGGAUUCUUCCGAUGGCAUUGAGGAGUACCCCACAUCAGUCACUGGCUUCAUCAAUUAGUGCAUCGAUGACGUCGUCUCCACAGUGACCGUACGUACAUACCCCAACCAGAAGCCAUGGAUUAAAGGCAACAUCCGCACUGAGCUAAAGGGUAGAGCUGCCGCUUUCAAGGAGCGGGACUCUAACCUGGACGCUUAUAAGAAAUCCUGCCAUGCCCUCCGACGAACCAUCAAACAGGCAAAGCGUCUAUACAGGACUAAGAUUGACUCGUACUACACCGGCUCCGAUGCUCGUCGGAUGUGACAGGGCUUACAAACUAUUACAGACUACAAAGGGAAGAACAGCCGGGAGCUGCCCAGUGACACGAGCCUACCAGACGAGCUAAAUUACUUCUAUGCUCGCUUCGAGGCAAGCAACACUGAAGCAUGCAUGAGAGCAUCAGCUGUUCCGGAUGACUGUGUGAUCACGCUCUCCGUAGCCGAUGUGAGUAAGACCUUUAAAUAGGUCAACAAUCGCAAGGCCGCAGGGCCAGACGGAUUACCAGGAUGUGUACUCCGAGCAUACGCUGACCAACUGGCAAGUGUCUUCACUGAUAUUUUCAACCCGAUCCACAGAUGUUGCAAUCUCUAUUGCACUCCACACUGCCCUUUCCCACCUGGACAAAAGGAACACCUACGUGAGAAUGCUAUUCAUUGACUACAGCUCAGCGUUCAACACCAUAGUGCCCUCAAAGCUCAUCAAUAAGCUAAGGUUCCUGGGACUAAACACCUCCCUCUGCAACUGGAUCCUGGACUUCCUGACGGGCUGCCCCCAGGUAGUAAGGGUAGGUAACAACACAUCUGCCACACUUAUCCUCAACACAGGGGCCCCUCAGGGGUGCAUGCUCAGUCCCCUCCUGUACUCCCUGUUCACCCAUGACUGCAUGGCCAGGCAUGACUCCAACACAAUCAUUAAGUUUGCCGACGACACAACAGUGGUAGGCCUGAUCACCGACAACGAUAAGACAGCAUAUAGGGAGGAGGUCAGAGACCUGGCCAUGUGGUGCCAGGAUAACAACUUCUCCCUCAACGUGAUCAAGACAAAGGAGAUGAUUGUGGACUACAGGAAAAAGAAGAGGACCGAGCACGCCCCCAUUCUCAUCGACUGGUCUGUAAUGGAGCAGGUUGAGCGCUUCAAGUUCCUUGGUGUCCACAUCACCAACAAACUAUCAUGGUCCAAACACACCAAGACAGUAGUGAAGAGGGCACGACAAAGCCUUUUCCCCCUCAGGAGACUGAAAAGAUUUGGCAUGGCAGCUGCACCAUCGAGAGCAUCCUGACUGGUUGCAUCACUGCCUGGUAUGGAAACUGCUACAGAGGGUAGUGCGUACUGCCCAGUACAUCCCUGUGGCCAAGCUUCCUGCCAUCCAGGACCUCCAUACCAGGCGGUGUCAGAGGAAGGCCCUCAAAAUUGUCAGACUCCAGCCACCCUAGUCAUAGACUGUUCUCUCUGCUACCGCACGGCAAGCGGUACCGGAGCACCAAGUCUAGGUCCAAAAGGCUUCUAAACAGCUUUUACCCCCAAGCCAUAAGACUCCUGAACAGCUAAUCAAAUGGCUACCCGGACUAUUUGCAUUGCACCCCCCCCCCCCCCCCCCCCCCCCCCCCCCCCCCACCCCCCUUUUACGCUGCUGCUACUCUCUGUUUAUUAUUUAUGCAUAGUCACUUUAACUCUACCUACAUGUACAUAUUACCUAAAUUACCUCGACUAACCUGUGCCCCCGCACAUUGACUCUGUACCGGUACCCCCUGUAUAUAGCCUCGCUACUGUUAUUUUACUGCUGCUCUUUAAUUAUUUUUACUUAACACUUAUUUUUCAUAAAACUGCAUUGUUGGUUAAGGGCUAGCAUUUCACUGUAAGGUCGACACCUGUUGUAUUCGGCGCAUGUGAAAAAUAACAUUUUAUUUGAUUUUAUUUGAUGUUGGGAAUCCCUCUCAAUGGUCUUUUACCAACAGAUGAAGAUACAUUUUCAAAUACAGAGACUUGCAAAGGUAUUUUUAGUUCUCUCAAUUCUCUGCAAAAUCCACUUACUGGCACUGACACAUACGAUUGUCCAUUCUAGCAUAUUGUACUGUUAAUACUCUGUCUUUUCCUGAAUAAACUGACAGGUGAAUGGAGAAGAUAACUAUGUAAAGCUCCCAUAUGGGGUUGAAGGGGCAUAGACACACACACACACCACCGUCUUUAUGUAACUCAACCCUCUUGCUCUGCUGUCUACCCUGACUGGUCUCUGCUGUCUACCCUGUGUAGCUGGGUUAGAGGGAGUUACAGGCUGCUGUGAAUUGAUGCUGGCGGUUCAAUGGAGCGCUACCCUGGGCCAAGAGUCUCUUUCUUCUUUGUAACCUUUCCUUAAUCGCUGUGCCUGUGAUAUGGGAAUUACAGUCCUACUAUCUCCAGAGACAGAAACAGCAGAUAAUAGUCUGAUUCUGACAGAUGUCUCCUACCCUAUUUUUAUGACCCCUUAGGCAACUUCUUGCAGGAGAAGUAAAAUAUUAAAGAUUUUUGGAAAUGGAAAAUGCACUUUCUUGCAGCUGAAAGCUACUCAAGUCACAAAGGCAGACUGUAAAGUAAUUAAGUCAGAGUUCUGACUGACUGACAGUAACCAGGUAACAAAGAUGGCCAGAUCCCUUUUUUAUUUGAAAGAGAAUUAAAACAUAACAGUAUCAUAUUGCUGUAACUGAUUCAUUCUAUGUCUUCUUCCACUUUUGUUUUGUUGAUAUAUUCCACUGGCAGUUGCAGAUGAUAGCCUUGCCCUCAAGAAGAAAGUCACCAUCGAGGACGUCUUUGGAGGAGAUCUUCACGUGCACGACCCCGACGCUACAUGGCUCAGCGGUGAGUUGCUAUAGUUACACCCUGCCCUUUCACCUGCCAAUAGAAACUGAAGCUAACACAGCACCCACCAACCAGGAACUGUUACAUAUCAGUUUACAUUAUUAGAGCACCACAUUUACAUACGGUAGACAGCGGUCGCUAAGGCAAUGACUCUAUCCCAGUAUGUAUUCCAAGCCGCAUUACUUUUCCCAUUAGACAGCCAUUACUAUCAAACAAGAGGGCCACACAUAAAACAUAUGGAAACCUAACUAGGACUUCAAUUGCCUAAACAUAAUCAUAGAAACCCAAAUCCUGAUUUAAAGGCAUAAUGGAUCACUCAGCCGACGUGUUUACUGUGAAUGCUCAUUAUCAAGUCCUCAAGGAUUACAUGGUUAUAGUCUCAUGGUUAUUCCCUUAGAACAGAGACAGACAGCCCACAUAACUAAGUAAGUGUUAUACAGAGACACAACGACAGAGUCAUGUAAUCCAAUGGAACCUUGAAAUGUGCCUGUUUCCACUACUGUCUCCAGAGAGUAAAUCCCAAAGAAAUUGAUUCUGUAUGUCAUUCUAUGGUAGAUUCUUCACAAUAAGCAUCCAGUUUAUGCUGUUAUGCACCAUACAGUACUGUAGCUAUAAUGUAUGCAGAGCAUGUACAGGACAGGAAUGGCCCAAAUUAAAGCGAUGUAGGGCUGGUCUAACCUUUUUAACCUUGACAAAGUCAAGUGGAAAGUAAACUCACAUGAAUAUUGGCUCAAGUUACUGUUCGCCCUCUAGUGUUAGAGAUUCAAACUACUUUGUUUUUUCAUUGACUCUCCAUUAAACACAAAAGUAGUACCAGAAUGUAUUUUAUUUCCACAUACUUUUACAUACAGUGAGGGAAAAAAGUAUUUGAUCCCCUGCUGAUUUUGUACAUUUGCCCACUGACAAAGAAAUGAUCAGUCUAUAAUUUUAAUGGUAGGUUUAUUUGAACAGUGAGAGACAGAAGAACAACAACAAAAAUCCAGAAAAACACAUGUCAAAAAUGUUAUAAAUUGAUUUGCAUUUUAAUGAGGGAAAUAAGUAUUUGACCCCCUCUCAAUCAGAAAGAUUUCUGGCUCCCAGGUGUCUUUUAUACAGGUAACGAGCUGAGAUUAGGAGCACACUCUUAAAGGGAGUGCUCCUAAUCUCAGUUUGUUACCUGUAUAAAAGACACCUGUCCACAGAAGCAAUCAAUCAAUCAGAUUCCAAACUCUCCACCAUGGCCAAGACCAAAGAGCUCUCCAAGGAUGUCAGGGACAAGAUUGUAGACCUACACAAGGCUGGAAUGGGCUACAAGACCAUCGCCAAGCAGCUUGGUGAGAAGGUGACAACAGUUGGUGCGAUUAUUCGGAAAUGGAAGAAACACAAAAGAACUGUCAAUCUCCCUCGGCCUGGGGCUCCAUGCAAGAUCUCACCUCGUGGAGUUGCAAUGAUCAUGAGAACGGUGAGGAAUCAGCCCAGAACUACACGGGAGGAUCUUGUCAAUGAUCUCAAGGCAGCUGGGACCAUAGUCACCAAGAAAACAAUUGGUAACACAUUACGCCGUGAAGGACUGAAAUCCUGCAGCGCCCGCAAGGUCCCCCUGCUCAAGAAAGCACAUAUACAGGGCCGUCUGAAGUUUGCCAAUGAACAUCUGAAUGAUUCAGAGAAGAACUGGGUGAUAGUGUUGUGGUCAGAUGAGACCAAAAUCGAGCUCUUUGGCAUCAACUCAACUCGCCGUGUUUAGAGGAGGAGGAAUGCUGUCUAUGACCCCAAGAACACCAUCCCCACCGUCAAACAUGGAGGUGGAAACAUUAUGCUUUGGGGGUGUUUUUCUGCUAAGGGGACAGGACAACUUCACCGCAUCAAAGGGACGAUGGACAGGGCCAUGUACCGUCAAAUCUUGGGUGAGAACCUUCCCUCAGCCAGGGCAUUGAAAAUGGGACGUGGAUGGGUAUUCCAGCAUGACAAUGACCCAAAACACACGGCCAAGGCAACAAAGGAGUGGCUCAAGAAGAAGCACAUUAAGGUCCUGGAGUGGCCUAGCCAGUCUCCAGACCUUAAUCCCAUAGAAAAUCUGUGGAGGGAGCUGAAGGUUCGAGUUGCCAAACGUCAGCCUCGAAACCUUAAUGACUUGGAGAAGAUCUGCAAAGAGGAGUGGGACAAAAUCCCUCCUGAGAUGUGUGCAAACCUGGUGGCCAACUACAAGAAACGUCUGACCUCUGUGAUUGCCAACAAGGGUUUUGCCACCAAGUACUAAGUCAUGUUUUGCAGAGGGGUCAAAUACUUAUUUCCCUCAUUAAAAUGCAAAUCAAUUUAUAACAUUUUUGACAUGCGUUUUUCUGGAUUUUUGUUGUUGUUAUUCUGUCUCUCACUGUUCAAAUAAACCUACCAUUAAAAUUAUACACUGAUCAUGUCUUUGUCAGUGGGCAAACUUACAACAUCAGCAGGGGAUCAAAUACUUUUUUCCCUCACUGUACUGAUUUAUAUACAACUUUAGACACUGUAUGCAGCAGUAACCUAGCUUAUCUUCUUCUCCAGAAAGUAGCCUUUUCACAAUAAUAUAAUAUAUAUUAUAUCGUCAUAAUUACUCACUCAGUCUGGAUAUCUCUGAAGAUAAUUUAAACUGAAUUGAAAAUUCAAAUCAUGGCAGAAUAUUUUGGCCCAGUCGGCCCUGCCAUGACUUUGGCAACAUGCUGAUGUCCAGUGUUUUUCCCUGCUGAGUUUUCUGUAAAAGACAGCCAAAGGACUAUGUAGGGAAAUGGUGGCUGCAGAGAAGUUAAACAGCAGGCUAAACGGCGUUUCCCUCAGCAAAUGGACCAUGAUAAUUAACCUCACCAGCAGAAACACACACACACACACACCACACACCCCACACCACACACACACACACACACACACACAAACUUCAAAGCGUGUAUUUUUCUAACGCAAUAUUGGAAUGUUCUCUAUCAUCCUCUGAUAAAACCUUAGUGAGUCAUCGUCUGACAUUCCUCCGUGUCAAAGUGAAGUUAAUGCAAUCAGCUCAAUAUUUGGUUCUAAUGACCAGUGAUAAUGCGUAGGAUCGUGCGACCUUGUACUUCAGUAGUCCUCAUCAAUAUGUGUUGCGUUGGUUUCAUUCAGUGAUACAUAAUUGAUCCACCGUUGCUCUUUGAUCACCGCUUAUCACCGGUCUCUUUGAAGCUGUCCUAUGAGCAGGGCUCAAGACUAACCUUUUUCAUCACCGUCCCAGAAUCGUCCCAAAAGUGCAAUAACAACCUUCCCAAACUGAAGAUGAACCAUCCUAAAUGCUAAAAUACUUUGUUUAUUUUAAUGUUUUGAUAUGCCAACAUGGGUCUACUCUAGGACCAAGGUCAUUCACAGUGAUUUAAAACGCUAAUAAGAGUAGCCUACUACUGAAAUGGAUAAAUGGGUCUGUCAACUGAGCCAGAAAUUCACAUAAAAUAAUUUACCUCUAAAAAAGGCCAACAUUGGAAUAAUAUUCAAAUUUAUUUUUGCAUAAAUGUACAGGUAACUGACAAAAUAAUGGAAACACUUGAGUAGAUGAGGGAAACAAAGUAUAUUGAAAGCAGGUGCUUCCACAUAGGUGUGUUUCCUGAGUUAAUUAAGCAAUUAACAUCCCAUCAUGCUUAGGGUCAUGUAUAAAAAUACCCAGUUGCCCAUUCUUUUCGCUACCAUGGCUAGAAGACGAGAUCUCAGUGGCUUUGAAAGAGGGGUUUCAAAGGAGCAUAGGGGGUUUAAAGAGUGUGUGUGUGUCUCUCAGUCACCAGAUCUAAACCCAAUUGAACAAUUAUGGGAGAUUCUGAAGUGGCGCCAGAGACUGCGUUUUCCACCACCAUCAACAAAACACCAAAUUAUGGAAUUUCUCGUGGAAGAAUGGUGUCGCAUCCCUCCAAUAGAGUGGAGUUCCAGACACUUGUAGAAUCUAUCUCAAGGCACAUUGAAGCUGUUCUGGUGGCUCAUGGUGGCCCAACGCCCUAUUAAGACACUUUAUGUUGGUGUUUCCUUUAUUUUGGCAGUUACCUGUACAUAAAUAAUUAGCCUACAUCUCAGUGUAGCUUAGGUGAUGUGUCCACACCGAUGUUGACAUGAGGGAGGCGCCAGAAAAUCUAGCCAAACUUUAAUGAGACUUUUAAUUAUAUAAAUAUACGACAAGCUCCAGUCAUGUUUGACAAAUAUAAUGUAGGAUAAUUAACAUUAACGUCUAAAGGCUUGAUUCUGUUGGCGUAGGCCUACUCGAGGCACGGUUCGUUCAGAUCAAAUACAAGCGUGGAGAGAAAGGCCAGUACCUGUUGCGUAACAAGUGUCACCAUCCUUGCAAUCUGACCGGAGGCAGUCAGCAUUUUGAAACUAUUUAACCAUAAACUUCAUUAUUAAAAAUCUGGAGGUUUUAUGCCAUGUUAUGAGGCAUGUCUUACCUUGUUUCAAGUAGCCUAGCCAAAAUCAGACCAUAGAAACUUUGAGGGAAUUAUUUGAUAAACACUUCCUUAUGCCAUUGAAACCAGCUUUCUUUCAUUGUCCAGCAGCCAGACACAAUCUUAGUCAUAUUAGCAACCCAUGCUAGUUGUUGCGUCUUUAGAUCUCCCCUUUUUCAGAAUUUCUUAUGGAUAUUUUCAUCUGUCACAUGAAACCGCUCGCAUGUGUGAUGCACUUUUUAGAACAGUGUGUUCCCGCUACUUGCAUUUUUGGAAUAUUCGUACAUAGCCUACUGCCGUGUGCACAUUGCUGCGCUUAUAAUGUGAAGAAAUAAUAGUUUAUCAACAUUCUAAGCUAAACAUUCUGAUCUGUUGCAUCAGCCUCAUUGCUUUUUAAAUGUUUUUGAUGUACAGUGGUUAUAUGCAUUUUGGAUCUAUCGUCACAGAACUGUCCCAGAGUCUGUUUUGAAGCGUCCCAGACAUAUUGUGUCCCCAGGACAACGGGACACCCUUAAUUUCGAGCCCUGCCUUUGAGACACAGAAACAGGAAGGAGACUGAGUCACUUUGCCUUCACUCUGUCUGUGGUCUUACAGGGACACUGUGUACUGUACACUGCUCUCAUUCGUUUUCAUUGAUUGAUUAAUUACAGCAAUUUAAUGAAUGGCUUUUGUUAAUGAAGGCCUUCAGCAGUUUGGACUUGCAGGAUACUCAUACACAUUCCAUUAUUCCUAAUGCAUCCACUGAUGGUUUUGAGAGAUGAACUGUCAUGACUGAAUAAAUAUUUGGACUGGAGCAGGAAAAGGUUUUCAAAACAGAAUACAGAAACAAACAAACUUGAAGUUAAUUUAAAAGAAAAACACACUACCAUAAAAUCCAAAUAAAAGUCCAUUAUGUCCAGCAAUAUGAGAUCCUUCCAGUAUGAGUAGCAUCAGCACUAUACUGCUAAUGCUGUGGCGAAUAGUAAGUAAGGGAGAUGAGAUGGCUAUUCAAUCAACCUUUAUUUGAAGGGUAAAAACAUUGGAGAGAGCAGCAAGGACCUUUUCUCUGCACUUCUCUUGGUAGAGGGGUUAAUACGAACAGGACACAGUGAGACUGAGGAAUCGGCUCUGGUAUAGAGGACAACACUACCAUUAUCACACUACUGAGCAGAGCUGAGCAGAACCAAGCCAAGCUGUAAUGUCCUUUCCUAUUUAUGCAUCCACCAUAGGAACCAAAUACCUGAGCCAGCACAGUAUGGUUUGGGUCGGCACAAUAAUGUGAAAAUGGUCUACCACUUGGACCAUCCCACUCGGCAGACACUGGUUGAAUCAACAUUGUUUCCAUGUCAUAUGAAUGAAAAUACGUUAAACCAACCUGGAAUAGACAUUGAAUUUACGUCUGUGCCCAGUGGGAUCACACUGUAUGUACCCACACCCUACAGCUACUGUAUAUGCUGCAGAGGUAACAGGAUGCCAGCAGGGCCUGCUCCAAUUGUACCUCUGUGCCCCCCUAAAAUAUAUCUGUUCCCAGUCUGGUGCAGAAGGCUGGCCCCUCUUAGCCCCACUAAGGCCUGAUCCAGCACUAUAUGUACUGUUUGAAACAGCCGGCUGCAUAAUCCACUAUGUAAUGCUCUCUCUUCUGUGCUGUUUAUUAUUUCCAGACAAUGUACUACUGUAUCGAACACGAGAAGGGGACGUGGUCAAACUCAACGUCGAAACACAGGAGAUGGUCGUUUUGGUGGAGAACAGGAAGUUUGUGAGUAUUAGCUUAUUUUAUUCCCAAACGUGUAUAAGUAGGUGACAUGGUAUUGAAAAAUGUAUGAUGAUCAUUUGUAAUAAAUAUGACUCAAACAUCCUUACUUAUUUGUUAUCCAGGAAAUGUUCAAAGCCACCAAGUACCACAUAUCUCCAGACCUGGAACAUGUGUUGUUGGCCUACAACGUGGCCCCAGUGAGUAGAAAGGACCACACUUCUUCUUUUGUCUCAAAUGCAGAGUUUGUUGGGUGUUUCUGCCAUCUGAGGUUGAAUGCUGGAUGCUGGAUGCUGAAGCUGUGUUUGUCUUUGCAGGUCUACCAGCACUCCUGCAUGGCCUUCUACAUCAUCUGUAGUCUCAUCACCCCGUAAGUUAGUCUGUCUGUCUGUCUGUCUGUCUGUCUGUCUGUCUGUCUCUUCUUUCUUUCUUUCAUUUUUUAUUUAUUUUUUAAAUCUUUCUUUCUUUUUUUUAAAAUAUAUUUUUCUCUUUCUUUCUUUCUUUCUUUCUUUCUUUCUUUCUUUCUUUCUUUCUUUCUUUCUUUCUUUCUUUCUUUCUUUCUUUCUUUCUUUCUUUCUUUCUUUCUUUCUUUCUUUCUUUCUUUCUUUCUUUCUUUCUUUCUUUCUUUCUUUCUUUCUUUCUUUCUUUCUUUCUUUCUUUCUCUCUUACACUCUCAUCUUAUUUUUGUCUAAGGAUUAGAUGAAACAGUAAACUGUUGAAUGUUCUCUGGGACAGCUUGACCUUCUACUACAUAAGUGCUUAGCGUCGGCGGUCACAUCUAUGCACCUGGUUGGUUGUGCUGCCAACUGGUGGAUAAAGUUAAAACCCCAUCCCUAAUAUCAGCCUAAUAUCAGCCAGGUAUCUUCCCAGCAAACCAAAAUUGGGUCUGUGAAGGUUCCCAGAAAAUGUUUUAGGUCGUGACAAAUGUUCUCAUAACACAACAACAGUCCAGUCGUGGUGAUGAUUAUAGAAUGUUUGUAUAAAUAAUUUGCCUGAUGUUGCAAGAACGUUCACAGAACACAUUUAAUCUGUUUUUAAAGGUUUCCAGAAUGUUUCAUUAGGUUGUGGGAACAGUCUGGUGGGAACAUGUGGACAUCACAAAAGAUAUGUUCCCAAAACACAAAAACUGUCCAGUUGUGCGGAUGAUUAUACAAUGUUUCUUUUAGGGUGCAAGAAAACAUUAAACUGGUAUUACAAGAAUGUUCCCAGAACACAUUUUGCCUGUUCUUUAAAGGUUCCCAGAAUGUUUCAUUAGGUUGACAAGAUAUAUAAGAUACAGUGCAUUCGGAAAGUAUUCAGACCCCUUGACUUUUUCCACAUUUUGUUACAUUACAGCCUUCUUCUAAAAUUGAUUAAAUUGUUUUUUCCCCUCAUCAAUCUACACACAAUACCCCAUGAUGACAAAGCAAAAACAGGUGUAUCACAUUUACAUAAGUAUUCUGACCCUUUACUCAGUACUUUGUUGAAGCACCUUUGGCAGCGAUUAGAGCCUUCAUUCUUCUUGGGUAUGACGCUACAAGCUUGGCACACCUGUAUUUGGGGAGUUUCUCCCAUUCUUCUCUGAAGAUCCUCUCAAGCUCUGUCAGGUUGGAUGGGGAGAGUCGCUGCACAGCUAUUUUCAGGUCUCUCCAGAGAUGUUCGAUCAGGUUAAAGUCCGGCCUCUGGCUGGGCCACUGAAGGACAUUCAGAGACUUGUCCCGAAGCCACUCCUGCGUUGUCUUGGCUGUGUGCUUAGGGUCGUUGUCCUGUUGGAAGGUGAACCUUCGCCCCAGUCUGAGGUCCUGAGCGCUCUGGAGUAGGUUUUCAUCAAGGAUCACUCUGUACUUUGCUUUGUUAAACUUUCCCUCGAUCCUGACUAGUCUCUCAGUCCCUGCCACUGAAAAACAUCCCCACUGCAUGAUGCUGCCACCACCAUGCUUCACCUUAGGGAUGGUGCCAGGUUUCCUCAAGAUGUUCUCCCAUCUCCACAGAGGAACUCUGGAGCUCUGUCAGAGUGACCAUAGGGUUCUUGGUCACCUCCCUGACCAAGGCCCUUCUCCCCAGUUGCUCAGUUUGGCCAGCUCUAGGAAGAAUCUAGGUGGUUCCAAACUUCUUUCAUUUAAGAGUGAUGGAGGCCACUGUGUUCUUGGGGACCUUCAAUGCUGCAGAAAUGUUUUGGUACCUUUCCCCAGAUCUGUGCCUCGACACAAUCCUGUCUCGGAGCUCUACGGACAAUUCCUUCGACCUCAUGGUUUGCUUUUUGCUCUGACAUGCAAUGUCAACUGUGGGACCUUAUAUAGACAGGUGUGUGCCUUUCCAAAUAAUGUCCAAUCAAUUGAAUUUACCACAGGUGGACUCCAAUCAAGUUGUGGAAACAUCUCAAGGAUGAUCAAUGGAAACAGGAUGCACCUGAGCUCAAUUUAGAGUCUCAUAGCAAAGAGUCUGAAUACUUAUGUAAAUAAGGUAUUAUUAUUUUUUAUUUUUUUAUACAUUUGCAAACAUUUCUAAAAACGUGUUUUCGCUUUGUCAUUAUGGGGUGUGUGUAGAUUGACGAAGUAAACAUUUAUUGAAUCCAUUUUAGAAUAAGGCUGUAACAUAACAACAUUUGGAAAAAGGGAAGGGUUCUAAAUACUUUCCGAAUGCGCUGUAUGUUCCCAAAACACAAAAACUGUCCACACACAUUUUCGUCAUUUAGUAGACGCUCCUAUUCAGAGCGACUUACAGUAGUACAUUUCAUUUAAAAAAUAUCCUCCUCCAUACUGGUCCCCUGUGGGAAUCAAACCCACAACCCUGGUGUUGCAAGCGCCAUGCUCUACCAACUGAGCCACACAGGAUUGAUUAUGUGCUGAUUAUUACAAUGUUUCUAUUAGCUUGCAAAAAAACAUUUGCCUGAUGUUGCAAGAACAUUCCAAGAACACAUUUCUUAUGUUCUUUAAAAGUUCCUAAAACAUUUAUUUAGGUUGUGGGAACUUUUGGGGAUAUGAUGAGAUAGGUUCCCAUAACACUAAAACUGUCCAGUUGUGCUGACAUUCAGAUAAUAUUUGUAUCAGGGUGCACAAAACAUUCCUUUGACAUUGCAAGAAUGUUGACAGAACAGCCUUUCUGAGUUCUUUAAAGGCUCCCAGAACAUUUCAUUAGGCUGUGGGAACAGUGUGGGUACAUCACAAGAGAGAGGUUCCCAAAACACAAAAUAUGCUCAGUUGUGAUGACAUUCAUACAAUGUUUAAGUUAAGUUGCACAGGGCAUUAAUGUUGUAACAACUUAAUGUUGUAAGAAUUUAAUAAGUACAUUUUUAUAGCAUAUUUGUUUUAGGUUAAACAUAAUAGUCCAUUGAUGUUCACACAAUACACAUUUUACCUUGUCUUUGAGGUCCUCAGAACAUUUCAAGAACAUUUAGAAAAUUGUAUAUUUAAGUUUGACCUAAUAUUACCACAACAUUCUCAGCGUGCACAUUUGUAGCUCCUUAAAGCAUAAGAAAACAGAUUGGAAGACAUUCCCAUUAUGUUUCUCUCCAGAUGUAAUGAAAAUUUACAUUUGAGGACUGUGUUGUAGGUUGUAUACAGUGAGCUCCAAAAGUAUUGGGACAGAGACACAUUAUUUUGUUGUUUUGGCUCUGUACUCCAGCACUUUGGAUUUGAAAUGACUAAGUGGUUAAAGUGCAGACUGUCAUCUUUAAUUGGAGGGUAUUUUCAUCCAUAUCGGGUCAACCAUUUAGAAAGUACAGCACUUUUUCUACAUAGUUCCCCCAUUUUAGGGGACCAAAUAUAUUGGGACAAAUUCACUUAUGUGUAUUAAAGUAGUCAAAGUUUAGUAUUUGGUCCCAUAUUCACAGCACACAAUGAUUACAUCAUGUGACUCUAUAACUCUACAAACUUGUUGGAUGCAUUUGCUGUUUGUUUUGGUUGUGUUUCAGAUGAUUUUGUUUCCAAUAGAAAUGAAUGGUAAAUCAUGUAUUGUGUCAUUUUGGAGUCACUUUUAUUGUAAAUAGAAUAUAAUAUGUUUCUAAACACUUCUACAUUAAUGUGGAUGCUACCAUGAUUACAGAUAGUCCUGAAUUAAUCGUGAAUAAUGAUGAGUCUGUAACUUUCUGACUGUUAAACACUAAUAUAAAAAAUUUACGAAUAGGUGCCCAUCUUUAUAAUAUAAUAUAUAAUAUACCAUUUAGCAGACACUUUUAUCCAAAGCGACUUACAGUCAUGCGUGCAUACAUUUUUAUGUAUGGGUGGUCCCAGGGAUCAAACCCACUACCCUGGCGUUACAAGCGCCAUGCUCUACCAAUUGAGCUACAGAGGACCAUUGGCAUUGGAAAACCUCCCCGGUCUUUGUGGUUGAAUCUGAAGUUCAUUGCUUGAUUGAGGGACCUUACAGAUAAUUGUAUGUGUGGGGUACAGAGAUGAGGUAGUCAUUAAAAAUCCUAAUAUUGCGCACAGAGUGAGGCCAUGCAACGUAUUAUGUGACUUGUUAAGCUAAUUUUUACUCCUGAACUUAUUUAGGCUUGCCAUAACAAAGUUAAAUACUUUUUGACUCAAGAAAUGUUAGCUUUUCAUUUUUUUAUUAAUUUGGAGAGAAAAAAACUUGAAAAAAAAAACAUAAUUCCACUUUGACAAUAUGGGGUAUUGUGUGUAGGCCAGUGACACAAAAUCUCAAUGUAAUCCAUUUUAAAUUCAGGCUGUUACACAACAAAAUUUGGAAAAAGUCAAGGGGUGUGAAUACUUUCUGAAGGCACUGUAAACUACUAAAAGAGCGGAUGUCUUUAUUUCGUCCAGAUUUAUAAAUCCAGUCAGAAAUGCAGAAUUUAAACAAAACAUGUUCAACUUUAAAAAAGCACCCGAUAUAAUUCCUACUUUGAGACGCUUGAUAUGGUCCCCCCCCGGCUUAUUUUUCAUGAUCUGAAAAGCAAAAGUGAUCCUAGAUCAGCACUCAUAGUCUUGGAUACCUUGUAAAUAUGGGCCCAGAAGUAUACAGUACCAUUCAAAAGUUUGGACACACCUACUCAUUCCAAGGUUUUUCUUUAUUUUUACUAUUUUCUACAUUGUAGAAUAAGAGUGAAGACAUCAAAACAAUGAAAUAACACAUAUGGAAUCAUGUAGUAACCAAAGAAGUGUUAAACAACUCAAAAUAUAUUUUAUAUUUGAGAUUCUUCAAAGUAGCCACCCUUUGCCUUGAUGACAGCUUUGCACACUCUUGGCAUUCUCUCAACCAGCUUCCAUGAGGUAGUCACCUGGAAUGCAUUUCAAUUAACAGGUGUGCCUUGUUAAAAGUUAAUUUGUGGAAUUUCUUUCCUUAAUGCGUUUGAGCCAAUCAGUUGUGUUGUAACAAGGUAGGGGUGGUAUACAGAAGAUAGCCCUAUUUGGUAAAAGACCAAGUCCAUAUUAUGGCAAGAACAGCUCAAAUAAGGAAAGAGAAACAACAGUCCAUCAUUACUUUAAGACAUGAAGGUCAGUCAAUCCGGAAAAUGUCAAGAACUUUGAAAGUUUCUUCAAGUGCAGUCGCAAAAACCAUCAAGCGCUAUGAUGAAACUGGCUCUCAUGAGGACCGCCACAGGAAUGGAAGACCCAGAAUUACCUCUGCUGCAGAGGAGAAGUUCAUUAGAGUUACCAGCCUCAGAAAUUGCAGCCCAAAUAAAUGCUUCACAGAGUUCAAGUAACAGACACAUCUCAACAUCAACUGUUCAGAGGAGACUGCGUGAAUCAGUCCUUCAUGGUCGAAUUGCUGCAAAGAAAGCACUACUAAAGGACACCAAUAAGAAGAAGAGACUUGCUUGGGCCAAGAAACACGAGCAAUGGACAUUAGACCGGUGGAAAUCUGUCCUUUUCGUCUGAUGAGUCCAAAUGUGAGAUUUUUGGUUCCAACCGCUGUGUCUUUGUGAAACGCAGUGUAGGUGAACGGAUGAUCUCUGCAUGUGUGGUUCCCACCGUGAAGCAUGGAGGAGGAGGUGUGAUGGUGUGGGGGUGCUUUGCUGGUGACACUGUCUGUGAUUUAUUUACAAUUCAAGGCACACUUAACCAGCAUGGCUACCACAGCAUUCUGCAGCAAUACGCCAUCCCAUCUGGUUUGCGCUUAGUGGGACUAUCAUUUCUUUUUCAACAGGACAAUGACCCAAAACACACCUCCAGGCUGUGUAAGGGCUAUUUGACCAAGAAGGAGAGUGAUGGAGUGCUGCAUCAGAUAACCUGGCCUCCACAAUCCCCGACCUCAACCAAAUUGAGAUGGUUUGGGAUGAGUUGGACCACAGAGUGAAGGAAAAGCAGCCAACAAGUGCUCACCAUAUGUGGGAACUCCUUCAAGACUGUUGGAAAAGCAUUCCAGGUGAAGCUGGUUGAGAGAAUGCCAAGUGUGCAAAGCUGUCAUCAAGGCAAAGGGUGGCUACUUUGAAGAAUCUCAAAUAUAAAAUAUAUUUUGAGUUGUUUAACACUUCUUUGGUUACUACAUGAUUCCAUAUGUGUUAUUUCAUAGUUUUGAUGGCUUCACUAUUAUUCUACAAUGUAGAAAAUAGUAAAAAAUUAAGAAAAAUCCUCAAAUGAGUAGGUGUGUCCAAACUUGACUGGUACUGUAUGAAGAGUAAAAAAAUAUGGUUGUGUUUGAACUGUAUGAUUAAAUGCUGUUCAAAUGUCCUAUGAAUGAAAUUAAAAUGCCAUGUGUCUUCAUAUCACCUACAAAUUGCCAUUAAAUCUGGAGAGAAACAUGAUGGGGAUGUAUUCCAAUCAGCAUCCAAUUUGCAUGCUGAGAAUGUUGUGGUAAUAUUAGGUCAAACCUACGGUAAAUAUACAAUUUUCUAAAUGUUUUUUAAAUGUUCUGAGGACCUCCAAGAUGAGGUAAAAUGUAUUUUGCAUGAACAUCAAUGGAAUAUUAUGUUAAAUCUAAAACAAAAAUGCUAUGAAUGUCAUAAAAACGAACUUUCAUUCUUACAACAUUAAGGGAAUGUCCUUAAUGUUGGACAUUCCCUGUUCCCACAACCUAAUUAUAUGUUCUGGGAACCGUUAAAAAAACUCAAAGGCUGUCAGUAUUCUUGCAACAUCAAAGGAAUGUUUUGUGCACCCUGAUACAAACAUUAUCUGAAUGUCAGCACAACUGGACAUUUUUUGCGUUUUGUGAACAUAUCUCUUGUCAUGACCCCACAAUGUUACCACAACCUAAUGAAACAUUCUGGGAACCUUUUAAAGAACAGACAACAUGUGUUCUGGGAACGUUCUUGUAACAUCAGGUGAAUGUUUUUUGCAUCCUAAAAGAAACAUUGUAGAAUCAUCCGCACAACUGGUUUUAUGUCUUGGGAACAUAUAUUUUGUGUUGUUCCCACCAGACUGUUCCCACAACGUAAUGAAACAUUCUGGGAACCUUUAAAGAACAGAUUAAAUGUGUUAUAGGAAAAGUCUUGUAACAUCAGUCAAUUGUUGUAUACAAACAUACAAACCUUUGGGGAAAGUUUCUGUGGUGGUUGUUACAGAUGUUGUGCACAACAGUUUUUAGUGAAUGUUAGAACAUUCCAAUGAUAUUUAAUCUAAAACAUUUUUGAUAAGUAAAUAGAUUUGAACAAAAAUGUUCUCUGAAUGUUUUUGGGAUGUUAUCAUCCUAAUGUUAGUUAAAAACCCUAACUUGAACUUAAUUGGAAACUUGGCUAAUAUUCAGGGAAUGUUCCCGGUUUGCUGGGUUGUUAUGUAGCACACUCUGUCAGGCCUGCUUUUUGUUCCAUAUCUGUACUGAGUAUUAAAGUUAAGCAAACUUUUCUAGUGCUAAAUUUGGCUUUGGAUGAUUGAUAGUACCAUUACAGAAGCAACCUAGAUAGCUCACUGGAAGAUACCAUGUAUUUUUCUGCACAGUCUGAGGCACACACCCUGAAACACACACACACACAUCAUACACACACACACACACACUGUGACAGAGUGUGUGUUUUAUCUCCACAGGGAGACGUGGAGUCUAAAUCCUCCUGAGGUACGGAACGCCCCCCUGCAGUAUGCUGGAUGGGGACCCAAGGGCCAACAGCUGGUAAGAGACCACACACACCUGUCUACAACCUCACUGUCUCACUGAAAAAAAAACACAUGCGCACAAAUGCGCACACACACACAUCUCCAUUACCGAUAUGCUCCAGCCUUGAACUUGAAACAAAUGUUAUUCCAACAUUUUGAAGGCAUGCCAUUUGACAAAUAUUUGACAAACACCGUGAUAAGCCGUGAUAUAUAAUAAGCCCCUCUAUGCUUUCCCUUUCUCCACAGCACCACGUUGGAGAUUAUGUCAAAACGCUGUUAUUAUGGUUAAAACAGGAAGCAGUCUUGUUGUUAUUGUGUGAAAGGAGAGAUCUUCUAAAAAGAGCAGCGUCUCUCACAGCUACAAUAGCUUUGUUGUUUUCACUCAUUAGUACACACUUUCUCAUUCACCUCAUAACACACAGCACUUCAGAUUGGACUAAUUACAGAACAACAGUAAUAGGCUGUAUUUCCUUGUGUUUCUCCACUAACUUACCUUUUACUGCAAAUCUGUUGGUUUUUACAUAAUUGCUCUUAUCAUAUAAUUUGUCUAAAUUAGGCUACAGACACAUUUAGAGGGAGAAAAUAUUAAUAUUUCAAGCUAGUACAAUAUGAGAUUGCGUCGUCUGCCAAGGGAGAAAGCAGUUAUAUUUGCAUAUGGUAAUAUAGUACCGGAUUGGUUUAUUUUUGUUUUGAUGUUUAUCUGCGUGUUUGGUUUAAUGAAGAGCUGUAUGGGUGAACUGUCUGAGCCGAUGUGUUUACUCUCACCUGAUAACACCAGUUAGUUAUUCUUCUCCCAUUUCUGGACGGAAUGAUUUUGCAUAUUAAAACCUGUCGCAAUUGUCAGAGUUGUCCAUCAUAUGACAUUACAUAUAUAAAACGUGUGUGUGUGGAUCCAGCGGUGCUGAUUGCUCUGUCAUGUAGAGUAAUUGCCCAUGGCUUACUGAUCACAGCAGGAUGCUUCUCUGUCCCCUGGUUCCACAGCACAAACACACACACACACACACACACACACACACACACACACACACACACACACACACACACACACACAUUAGAGCCUCAUGUACAAAGGGUGUAGAAAAUGAAGAGAGAAAUAUAACUGCUCCCACCUCUCCCACCGACACAGGGUAAAGCUGCAGGACAGGAGAGGAGAGUGGAUUGACAGUGGAUUGGUGGUGGUGCCACACACUCACCCCCCCAGCAGUAGUCUUCUUAAUCCCUACUACUCACUAUGGCACAGUGGGCAUACACCAGCAGUCCAACACAGCAUCAGCAGCUGAACACAGUAAUGCCAACCUCCCCACUGACACCCCUGUCUGAACCAGUUCUCAAUCAGCCAAAAUGUGUGUGUGUGUGUGUGCAUGGUUGUGUGUGUGUGCCCCUUCAGUGAUUCAGACGGCUACUGUACCUUCAUUAGAAGCAGAGGGGUGUUUUGCUUACUACUCUAUUUGGAGAUAGAGUGGAAUAUGACCUCUUAUGAAAUCUGCUUCCUUUUAUAUCUGCUGUAUUCAAUGCUUUAAGGCAUGUUUUGUCACUCAGUCCAGAUUGUGUUGAUGUGUCUUUUUGUGUUGAGUGGAUAUGUCUCCAGGCUGAAGGAUGGAUGAGUGUUUUCAGAACUGAGUGAAUGUCACACUGAUGAAAGUUCCCCAGGAGGAGUGUCAGUCUUUUUUCUUUAUCUAGUAAUUCAUUAUAAGGUAAUACUGUUUUAGUAUUAUAAGGUAGUAAUUCUGUUUUGAUCUAGUAAUUAUAAGGCAGCCAUAGUGUCAAGCUGAAAAGAACGCAUUUGAAAGCCUGGCAAGAGGCAAAAGCAAAAUCUCUGAAAUGCACCCAACAGUUAUUUUGGAGGUACCAUACUGACAGUAAUGGGACGAUGGUGUAGUCAACCCAGCGCCAUGUCCUUUUUUUACCCAGAUCUUUAUCUUUGAGAACAACAUCUACUACAGAGCAACGGUGGAGAGCAGGACCAUUCGCCUGGUGUCCACAGGGAAGGAGGGAGUCAUCUUCAAUGGCCUGAGUGACUGGCUGUAUGAAGGUAGGAGAACUACAAAUACACCAUCACUACUGCAUACAGCUACUCUAACAGAACUACAAAUACUAGCUGGAUAGAGAACGCUUGUUAGUUACACCCCAGUAUUGCAGCAGUAUUGAAACACAGGUCAUGGAAUGACAAAGAAAGUCCUCCAUCUAUUCUGUACCAUGUUUCAAACAAGGAUAAGGAACAAUACAUUUUACAUUUUUACAUUUUUAGUCAUUUAGCAGACGCUCUUAUCCAGAGCGACUUAGUUUAUUUUUUCAUACUGGCCCCCCUUGGGAAUCGAACCCACAACCCUGGCGUUGCAAACGCCAUGCUCUACCAACUGAGCUACAUCCCUGCCGGCCAUUCCCUCCCCUACCCUGGACGACGCUGGGCCAAUUGUGCGCCGCCCCAUGGGUCUCCCGGUCACGGCCGGCUACGACAGAGCCUGGAUUCGAACCAGGAUCUCUAGUGGCACAGCUAGCACUGCGAUGCAGUGCCUAGAGACCAUUUUGUUUCCAUUUUAGUCAUUUAGGAGACGCUCUUAUCCAGAGCGACUUACAGGAGCAAUUAGGGUUAAGUGCCUUGCUCAAGGGCACAUCGACACAUUUUCACCUAUUCAGCUCAGGGAUUCGAACCAGUGACCUUUUGGUUACUGCCCCAAAGCUCUUAACCGCUAGGCUACCUGCCGUUUUUAAGAUCAGUUUUUCCCUCUCCUCCGAGACAGAAGGCUAUCUAUGGCUUGUGUUUGUAAAUUAUUCCCUUUUAAAGAGAAACAUCUGGUUGCAUUUCACUAUCGUUGUCCCCAGAGCUCCCCUAGCUUUUCUGUGUUUAGGCAGUAUUCAUUAAUUCAUGGCUGCAAUCGCACUACUACUGUACCUCCAUUUGUAAUGUGAUAUGAAACAUUUCCUGCUCAAUAUUGUAUGUGAGCUAUCUACAGAUCUGUCUACUGUAUUCAUUUUUUCAUUCAUUUUAUUAAAAUUGUUCCCCCUCAUUGAUUUGUUUUGUUGGCUGGCUGAUGGUUUUAAAACUUUCGAUGUAACCCCUUAUAUAACUGGAUUACUGGAUGGGAUGUGUAUUUUUAUAGUGUUUUGACUGAGUUUCAUAACAGCAAGCUUAGGUUUAAGGUGAAGGUAGUACCUCCUCUCUCUACUAGUCACUGCAGUUCAACCACAGGGCAUUCUUGAUCCCAAAUCAGUUUUUGAGAGUAUUAUUAAAUCAUUAUAACACACUUACAUAUAAAAUGUUUAGUCAUUUAGCAGACGCUCUUAUCCAGAGCGACUUACAGUUAGUGAGUGCAUACAUUUUCAUUUUCAUACUUGUAUACCCUAAGGUCACUCUAUCACUAUGUAGGCCCAUAGAGUACCACAGUAUGAGUCAUAAUACCCAUAAAAAAGGUCAAACAGAGAAAUGGUUCCAAUCGUUUUUCCACCAUUCAUUUUUCCCAUAGGGGAUUUUAGAAACACAUUAGGGCUGUGUUUCGUGUAGGCUUAUCCUGGCGUGAUGUUUUGAUAACCGUGUAAAUAUCUCUAGGAUAGAACGAACGACCAGCUGGCUUGGGUAGCAACCCUAGAUUUGUGUCGGGACUAUAUCUUGUGGAAGGAUGAAAUAGUAUGAAUAAAUUAAUCAAAAUAACGAUUUUAAUGACAAUAUGUACCCGUUGUAUAAAAGUGAUAAUGCCCUCGAAGCCGGUGUUUGGAGGAUAUAUUGGCACGGUUUGCCGGCCCUCGACUUUGUCUUGGGCCUAACAACACCUGUGCCAAUAUAUCCUCCAAACACUGGCUUCUCUGGCGUUAUCACUUAAGUGGAAAUAUCUAGGAGCAACAACGGCUCAGCUGCGAAGUGGUAGGCCACACAAGCUCACAGAACGGGAUCGGCGAGUGCUGAUGCGCGUAGCGCGUAAACAUCGUCUUUCCUCGGUUGCAACACUCACUACCGAUUUCCAAACUGCCUCUGGAAGCAACGUCAGCACAAUAACUGUUUGUCGGGAGCUUAAUGAAAUGGGUUUCCAUGGCCAAGCAGCCGCACACAAGCCUAAGAUCACCAUGCGCAAUGCCUAGCGUCGGCUGGAGUGAUGUAAAGCUCGCCGCCAUAGACUCUGGAGCAGUGGAAACGUGUUCUCUGGAGUGAUGAAUCACGCUUCACCAUCUGGCAGUCCGACGGACGAAUGUGGGUUUGGCGGAUGCCAGGAGAACGCUACCUGCCUGAAUGCAUUGUGCCAACUGUAAAGUUUGGUGGAGGAGGAAUAAUGGUCUGUGGCAGUUUUUCAUGGUUCGGGCUAGGUCCCUUAGUUCCAGUGAAGGGAAAUCUUAACGCUACAGCAUACAAUUACAUUCUAGACGAUUCUGUGCUUCCAACUUUGUGGCAACAGUUUGGGGAAGGCCCUUUCCUGUUUCAGCAUGACAAUGCACCCGUGCACAAAACGAGGUCCAUACAGAAAUGGUUUGUUGAGAUUGGUGUGGAAGACUUGACUGGCCUGCACAGAGCCAACCUCGACUCCAUCAAACACCUUUGGGAUGAAUUGGAACACUGACUGCUAACCAUGCCUAAUCGCCCCCAAUAUCAGUGCCGAACUGCCUUACCUCACUAAUGCUCUUGUGGCUGAAUGGAAGCAAGUCCCUGCAGCAAUGUUCCAACAUCUAGUGGAAAGCCUUCCCAGAAGAGUGGAAGCUGUUAUGGCAGGAAAGGGGGGACCAACUCCAUAUUAAUGCCCAUGAUUUUGGAAUGAGAUGUUCGACCAGCAGUCCACAUACUUUUGGCCAUGUAAUGUAGUUGCAUAGUAUUUACCUGCCAACAGUGUUAUACAGUGACUCUUGAACUGCAGGACCUGAUUUAUGUUUGAAUGUUGUACAUUUUAUAAAAUGUCUUCAUGCAGGGCUCCCUUGAAAAAGAGGCCUUGGUCUCAAUGGGACUCCCUGCUAAAAUAAAGAUUAAAUAAAUAAAGUAAAAUAAAAUCUCAGAGCAAUUUCAUCAGACUGGUGUGUGUGUGUGUGCGUGUGUGUCCCUCUCCCUGUCUUACCAGAGCAGAAUGCUUGGUGUGAGGGUGAGGGUGGUGUAGUAUAGUAGUGAGACAGGUUUAUCUUCCAGCCAGGCAGGACAGGAGUGAUUGUCAUGCAGAGCAGAGAGAGUGUCACACAAAACCCACAGCGCAGGGCGUGGAUCUCUUUACAACACCCCAGUGCCGAUUUAUCACUGCAGAUGUGUCGCGACAGGAAACGAGAAGCUGUCUGUCUGUCUAUGGGGUUAUGUAUUGGAAUCGGAAGUGUGUUAUUGAGUGGUGAUGAUGUGGAGAUGUUUGCACUGGAUCGGAGUAACACUUCCUUUGAUGGGCCUUAGGCUACUGUGCAUAGUAAGCAUAAUACUGUAUUUUCACAUUCAGUAUAUACAGUGCCUAGUGAAAGUCUACACACACAAUGACAGGUAUUCGUAUUAACAUUUUAGCUUUUAUAAUAAACUAAUGUCUUUACAGUGUUACAUAUUAGUUUCACGGGCACAACAUGUGCUUCAAAAGUAGCUAGAAUUCAUAUAGGCCCAAUAUAGGCUGCAUCUCAAUUAAUUUUUCAAUUUAGAGCCCUGUACACACCCCUUGCACAGUUUUCAGAUUUUGCUGCCUUAAAAAUAAAUGUAAAAAAAGGGAUUGACUUUGAUUUUUUCCCCUACUUAUCUACACAACCUGAAAGAAAACAUAUAUGGACAUUUUUCUAGUAGUCUAUCUGUGUCUCCCUGAGGGCUGUGGAGAUCUGGGUCAUGGUCCUCUUGCUGUCACCAUGACCACACUGACACUGAUAUACAGUAAGUAAUCCGACCCACUGACCUCAGAACUCCUUCACCAAAGCUCUGCCAUGCCAUGCCAGGCCAGUUUCAGCCGUAUUUCCUCCCAUUGAUUCUCAGUGGGUCAGCAGAGAGCACAGCUCUUUCAGAUCACCUAUACCCUGCUUUGACUCCUCAUACAGAUGGUAUUUUGAUAUGCAUCAAUAGAAUGUGUGGGAUGUAUGCUGUCAUACUGUACUGUAGAUUAUGUUGAACAAUGUCCUUGAGAGCAUUCAUUCAGUUAUUUUAUCAUCCAUAUCUCAUCCCUAGAACGAUAACUCAACAUGUUUGUCCAAUAUACCCAUCAUUCACCGCUCUCACAAUCUCUGUAUGCUGGUCUUCAUCGUUCUUCAUAGACCAUCCUCAUUCUCUGUCAACUGAAGUUGAGUCAUUUUGUGUUAGUCUCAGGGGAAGACUGCUGUUUGUGACGUUUCUUUAAUAGGAAGCCUUCCUGGAAGGUCUAUGCUGCCACCUGGUGGGCUUUUGUGGAUUAUAUUUGACUGGGGCAUAUAACUGCAUUCAUUUAAUUACUUAUCUUGUCCUUUUCUUUACCUCUGUUUUCAAAUGACAUUUUGACAUGCACUCUCCACACCUGAUGAAUGAUAAAUAAGUUGACCCAGAACAUAAUCUGAUAUUCUACCUGCCUCUGUAUCUCUGUCUGUAACCCUGCAACAUAUUUCAUAAAUAGCAAUGAGUAAUGGACCUCUACUCCAGUGACAGUACAGUAAAUGGGUGCCAUAAAUCAGACAGGCCACAGCACAUCUGCUACAUCAGCAUCUGUUUACACAGUGUUGUGUGGAGGAAAUAUCCUUUAUCAGCACACACAGCUAAUGAAGUGACUUUGGGAUAUGAUGACAUAUAUACUUAACAAAAAUAUAAAUCAAACAUGUAAAUUGUUGGUCCCAUGUUUCAUGAGCUGAAAUAAAUGAUCCCAGAAAUGUUCCAUAUGCACAAAAAGCAUAUUUCUCUAAAAGGUUGAGCACAAAUUUGUUUACAUUUGCAAAGAUAAUCCAUCCACCUGACAGAUGUGACAUAUCAAGAAGCUGAUUAAACAGCAUGAUCAUUACACAGGUGAACCUUGUGCUGGGGACAAUAAAAGGCCACUCUAAUAUGUGCAGUUUUGUCACACAACACAAUGCCACAGAUGUCUCAAGUUUUGAGGGAGGGUGCAAUUGGCAUGCUGACUGCAGGAAUGUCCACCAGAGCUGUUGUCAGAUAAUUUAAUGUUAAUUUCUCUACCAUAAGCUGCCUCCAACGUCGUUUUAGAGAAUUUGGCAGCAUGUCCAACCGGCCUCACAACUGCAGACCACGUGUAACCACGCCAGCUCAGGGCCUCCACAUCCGGCUCCUUCACCUGCAGGAUCGUCUGAGAUCAGCCACCCGGACAGCUGAUGAAACUGUGGGUUUGCGCAACCUAAUAAUUUCUGCACAAACUGUCAGAAACCGUCUCAGGGAAGCUCAUCUGCGUGCUGGUCGUCCUCACCAGGGUCUUGACCUGACUGCAGUUCGGCGUCGUAACCGACUUCAGUGGGCAAAUACUCACCUUUGAUGGCCACUGGCACGCUGGAGAAGUGUGCUCUUCACGGAUGAGUCCCGGUUUCAACUGUACCGGGCAGAAGGCAGACAGCAUGUAUGGCGUCGUGUGAGCGAGCGGUUUGCUGAUGUCAACACCAGAUUGCACCAUGGCGGCGGUGGCGUAAUGGUAUGGGCAGGCAUAAGCUACGGACAAUGAACACAAUUGCAUUUUAUUGAUGGCAAUUUGAAUGCACAGAGAUACCGUGAUGAGAACCUGAGGCCCAAUGCACGGCCCCAUGUUGUAAGGAUCUGUACACAAUUCCUGGAAUUUGGAAAUGUCCCAGUUCUUCCAUGGCCUGCAUACUCACCAUUUAAAUUGACUGAUUUCCUUAAAUGAACUGUAACUCAGUAAAAUCUUUGAAAUUGUUGCAUGUUGCGUUUAUAUUUUUGUUCAGUAUACAUCGUAUCAGUAAACAACAGACUAUUAGCUUUAUUAUUAAUCUUAUAACUAUCUUGUAACCUUAUAGCCUUAAAGCCUGCCUUGAAGAUGAAUGGACAUUAUUUAUCACCAUAUUUUUUAUACAGUGUUAUACAGUAGUUCAUUGUUUAUGGGGUUUGUUGUUCCAGAGGAGAUCCUUCAGACCCACAUAGCCCAUUGGUGGUCUCCAGAUGGCCUCAGACUGGCCUACGCCACCAUCAACGACACCCUGGUGCCCAAGAUGGAGGUACCCAUUUUCACUGGCGCCCCGUAUCCAACAGGGCUGGAGUAUCAUUACCCCAAGGUAAAUCCCAGAGACAGCCUCAUGUCUAUAUUCUCUGUCCUCUCUGCCCUACACUGCCCUGACCUUUUUUGAGUUAGUGGUAUUGAAUUGAGUACCAAUUGUUGUUGUGCAGAUCGUCUCUGGUUCAAACCCAGGUCGGAACAGAAAAGGGAUCAACUCUUCUACAGAGUUGUGUGUGGAUCUGACAGUUGACUUCACACAGACAAAAAGGUUCCAUAUAGAUACUGUAUAACCCACUGAAUUAUAUGAUCUCUGGCAUAACCUGUCUUUUCCCCUGGAGGCUGGGGAGGAGAACCCUGUAGUACACCUGUCUGUGGUGAGUUUGAAUGGCCCCCUUCACACGGUGGAGAUGAAGAAACCAGACGACCCCAGGAUAGGGUGAGUGUCUCACUGACUGAAUGACACAGUUACACGGUUCAAGAUAAUCUUUAUUAUCCAUAGGGCAGGGAUCAUCAACUAGAUUCAGCGGCGGGCCGAUUUCGUUCUUGAGCGGAUGGUCAGGGGCCGGAACAAAAUAAUUUGUAGACUGCAAAUUGACCGCAAGAAGCCCAGAUAUAACAUUUGACUAAAACAUAAUCAUUUCAAACCUUGCUUACAUUUGUAUACUAUCAAAUAUACAGUAUCUCUCUAUUAUGCGUUGGAAAAGCUGGUUGAAAGAAUACCAAGAGUGUGCAAAGCUGUCAUCAAGGCAAAGGGUGGCUACUUUGAAGAAUCUCAAAUAUAAAAUAUAUUUUGAUUUGUUGAACACUUUUUUGGUUACUACAUGAUUUCAUAUGUGUUAUUUCAUAGUUUUGAUGUCUUCACUAUUAUUCUACAAUGUAGAAAAUAGUAAAAAUAAAGAAAAACCCUUGAAUGAGUAGGUGUGUCCAAACAUUUGACUGGUACUGUAUAUUAUUUAAUUUUUUUCCUCAGAAAACUUGAGGGGGGUGCAUAUAAAAUCACCUGCUGGCCAAAUUUGGCCUGCGGGCCAUCAGUUGGGGAACCCUGCCAUAGCAUAGAUGCAAACUUUCAAUUAAAUAUUGUCACCUUUCAGUAUGAAUAUUAGUGUUUGUGGGAGCACUCAACAUCAUGGAAUAACCUUGCAUCAUAAUGUAUACUGCAUUAGCCAUGUCAAUUCUGAAAUAAUAGGAAAUGAAUUUACUGGACAUUGAACUUGUAACUCAUUUCAUUUUGUUCUUUUUGUAGAAUGGAAUAUUACAUCACAAUGGUGAAGUGGGCCACCAGCACCAAGGUGGCAGUCAACUGGCUGAACAGAGCACAGAACAACUCCAUACUGACACUGUGUGAGGCCACCACAGGAGUCUGCACUAAGGUGAAACUUACGCACACACACACACACACACACACACACAAGAACACACACAAACACGCAUGCAUGCACACACCGCCACCCUCUCUGACACUGGCCCCUAACUUGCUAUCUCAUACUUUUCCAGAAACAUGAGGAUGAAAGUGAUAGCUGGCUACACAAACAGGUAAGUCAUAAGAACAGUAAAAGCAUUUUAUAAAAUGUAUCACUCACAACACACAUAGAAAACAGCCCAUACAUUACAGUCAACACUUACAGAAGAAAGGGAUGUGGUAGGAGGGACAUAAAUGCAGUUUACAGAUUUAGCGUUCUCAUAUACUCAGACUCACUCCUCUUUUCUUUCGCUACUGUAGAACGAAGCACCACUCUUCUCCCAUGAUGGAUACAAGUUCUUCUUUACCAGAGCUAUACCUCAGGGUGGGAGGGGCAAGUUCUUCCAUAUCUCCAUGUCAACAUCCCAGGUAGAACAACACUGUCCUCCUUCCUGGAGUUAUGUAUGUGCUCUGUGUAGUAGCCAACUGUUCUUUAACCUGUAGUUGCCAUGUAUUGUUCCAUUCCAGCCCAACACCAGCACAGACACUCUGCAGUCCCUGACAUCAGGCGACUGGGAUGUUACUCAGAUACUGGCCUACAGCCAAGACAGGCAGCUCAUGUAAGUCUCUCCACUCAUACAUUACAGGAACAUUACCAAAUAGUACCAUUUAUGAUUUCCAAAUGCAUAUAAUUUCCUGUCACUUAUAGUUGAUCAAAUGUUACCAUGGAAAUUUGACUUACCUUCUCUUGUUCAGGUAAUAGUCAUUGAACUCCAAACUGAUCUUCAUCACAAUGUUUUACAGAUACUUUUUGAGCACAGAGGAUGAUCCAAAACGACGACACCUCUACAGGUAUAAUUAGAUUUCUCGAUUCAGCUCUCUAAGGGUUUAUUCUGUGAGCGAUCACUAUGUAAUUGUUUUGAUCUAAUAGGGUGUAAUGCUAAUAGCGUGGUUUACUUCAUCUAUCCUAUGUCAGUGCGGACACUAAAGGCCCGUUCAACCGCCGCUGUCUGUCGUGUGAGUUCAAGUGUGGCUAUGUGGACGGCUCCUUCAGCCACAACAUGCAGUACUUCCUGCUCAACUGUAAAGGUGAGUGCUCCUGACCUUGAAUCCUGAACACUAAGCAGCAUAUGUUGCACUUUCCUGAAUCAGUAGAUUUUUGUGACAGUAGAUUAUUUCGCUAUGCUGCUGAGGUUUUAGUGGGGUGUUUAGUUUCAAAUACAGAGUUAGUCAAAACGCUCAGUCAAAAUAUUAAAUAGAAUUAGUGUUCAAUGCUGUGGCAAAAUGUUGCAUUGAAUCUGACUGCAGUACACCAUUAACCACUGUUUCUACUUGCAAUCAGACGUAACUCAAGCCCCUUGCCACGAAAUGUGAACUGCCAUCCUGCAUCCUACAGUGUUCCUGCUGUAUCAAACUACAGUAGUUGGCAUAGAGCUGUAUGUCCUACCCUGCUUCCUGUGUGUCAGACAGGUUCUGUCUGAAAUGAGAGCAGGGCCCAGGGAGGGACAGAUUAGGAUGGGCUCAGCGCUGCAUGGCCUUUUUUAUGUCUGUGUUCUCAUUCUCUCUGAGAACAUUCAUCAUCGUUAUCUCUCCAACCGGUGCAGUUGCCAUGGCAGCUGAUUUGUUUAGAGGGCCCGCUCUGGAGAGGAGAAAGGGCAACAACCUUUUCAUGAAUUAGAUCUUGUGAGUGGAGAGCAGCCCUGGUCUGUACUGAGCAAUAAUAACAGCCUGGUAUUCAUUCAGCUGCUCCCCAAGGUGCUACAGACAGACAGUGGCUUCUCAGUAAUGACACAUGGCUGGCUGAGAGGGGUUAUUUCUAGACUUGCAUUACUAAAGAUGGUAAGAGAGAGAGAGGCAUUUUUUUUAUGAUCUCUGGUUUUUAAAUACAGUGAAAUUUGUAUUUUGUUUGCCAUUUGAGGCCAUUCAUAUGAACCUUCAAGUGUUUCUUCCUAUAAAAACCUACAACCUCCACCUCUCUCUCUCUCUCUGUCCCCAUCCAGGCCCCGAUGUACCCAGUGUUGCCAUCUACAGCACCAAAGACAGACAGAGUGAGUGUUAUGAGGCCUAACCCUGUACCAUAAAGGGCACUGAAGCUGACGAUUUUAUUCAGUAUCGUGUCUUUAAUAUCCCAUCACACAAAUCAUUCAAUGGGAAAUGUUUGAUGCUUCAUGAAGCUGCCCCUCAGACCAUACUGGAAGUGAACAAUGAGACUGUUUCUUCCAUGCCACUGCAGAGGUCCUGGACCUGGAGACGAACCAGAGAGUGAAUAACACAUACCACAACAUGCAGAUGCCCAAAGUGGAGUACGAGACCAUCACCAUAGACGAUUACAGUAGGUAUCCCUCCAUGGUGCACCUAUGCAUAGGAAGCUAGCCAAUGCCCUUUUCAGCUGCAUUCUUUAUGAUUACAUUAUAUAUGUCAUCAUAUACACUCACUGGCCAGUUUAUUAGGGACACACAUCUAGUACUGGAUCGGACCCCCCUUUGCCUCCAGAACAGCCUGAAUUUUUGGGUGUAUGGAUUCUACAAGUCGGAAACAUUCCACAGGGAUGUUGGUCUAUGCUGACGUGAUGGCAUCAGGCAGUUGCUGCAGAUUGGACCGCGGUACACAACCGCCACCAACCUGUACCUUUGACAACAGGCAGGAUGAAUCCAUGGAUUCAUGCUGCAUACGGCAAAUCCUGACUCUGCCAUCAGCAUGACGCAACAGGAACUGGGAUUCGUUGGACCAGACAAUGUUUUUCCACAACUCAAUUGUCCAGUGUUGGCGAUCACGUGCCCACUGGAGCCGCUUCUUCUUGUUUUUAGCUGAUAGUAGUGGAACCCGGUGUGGUCGUCUGUUGCAAUAGCCCAUCCGUGACAAGGACGGACGAGUUGUGCGUUCCGAGAUGCCGUCUGCACACCACUGUUGUACUGCGCUGUUCCUUGUCUGUUUGUGGCCCGCCUGUUAGCUUGCACGAUUCUUGCAAUUCUCCAUCGACCUCUCUCGUCAACGAGUUGUUUCCGACACAGGACUGCCGCUGACUGGAUGUUUUUUGUUUGUCGCACCAUUCUCGGGAAACCCUAGUGACUGUCGUGCGUGAAAGGUCCAGGAGGGCGGCCGUCUCUGAGAUACUGGAUCCGGCGUGCCUGGCACCGAUGAUCAUACCAUGCUCAAAGUCGCUUAGAUAACUUGUUUUGCCCAUUCUAACGUUGACUCGAACAGUAACUGAAUGCCUCGAUGCCUGUGUCCCUGCUUUAUAUAGCAAGCCAUGGCCACGUGACUUACUGUCUGUAGGAGCGAUCCAUUUUUGUGAAACUGGCUGGUUAGUGUAUAUCAGAUUUCAUGUCAUCAUAAGAAAUGCAGCUGGAAAGGGUAUUGGCUAGAUGUGUGUGUUAUUUAAGUGAUAAUGCCCUAGAAGCCGGUUUGGAGGAUAUAUUGACACAACGGGUUACCAACAUAUUCAAAUAAUGAUUUACAUAUUUUCAUUAACUUUAUACUGAUUACUUUAUUCAUACUAUUUCAUCCUUCCACAAGAUAUAGUCCUGACACAAAUCUAGGGUUACUACCCAAGCCGGCUGGUCAUUGGUUCUAUCGGUUCGGUUGCCAGAGACGCGACCCAGUCGUUUGUUCUAAAUGUUCUAUUGCCAUAUUGGCUGGCAACGUUCUUAUCCCUUGAUUGCUAGCUAGCCAACUAUGGCUAACUUACAGUCACGUCAAACAGUGAAGCCAGAAUAACAACAAAGUAGCUGCAUUUUCAUAAGCUGUUUUCUAGUGACAUUUACUUGGAUACAUCCAUAACAAUGAGCUAAUGAUGCACGAUUUCACCUGGCAUAGAAAAUGUACUCUUUCGUCAGGACACUGUUGUUCAGAGGAGCUAGCCAACAACCCAGCUAACACAAUCACUUCAAACUGAAGCUGGAAAGACUACAAACUAGCUGCACUUCGUUUCAUUUGACCUGUUUUCUAUUGAUAUGUCUUUGUAUAUAUCCAUAAAAAUGAUGCUGAUUCAUGAUUUCAACUGGCAGAGAAAAGCUGCCUACCUGUCUCAUCCCGACACGUUCAUUACAAUGCGACAGCUGGAGAUCGAAUCUGAAUAUUGAAACAAUGUUGCAAAUGUCGGAGAGACAGACAGCAAGGUUUAUACAAAUCUCCGCUGUUGAAAACUAAAUGUUAGUCUCAAAGAAAUGUGAGAUAAUGUCUAGAUGCUUUUUAUAGUGGAGAUCAAGUUUAUAAAUUGCCUGGCUGGGCUGAUGACAGUGGAUUGCGCAGUCAGAUGGAACAGGAUAAAUAGGCAUUUUAACGUCAUAGCUUUAGCCGGUGGUAACUUGUGGAAUGGACACCGGCUGGAAUGCGCUUUUAACCAAUCAGCAUUCAGGAUUAGACCCACCCGUUGUAUAACGUCUUCAUAAAUGCUGAUAUGCACUACUGGGCUGCACUCUAACAAUGGUAUUAGUUAUGAGAUUUGAUAUGAUAAUUUAAGAAAAACAACAUUUCAUUAAGUCUUUCUUUCUUGCAGCUCUGACGAUGCAGAUACUGAAGCCAGCUGGUUUCAUAGACACAGCUCACUACCCCCUCCUGCUACUAGUGUAAGUGUGGCACACACACACACACACACAAUACAGUUACUAUGUUAUUCUAGAUAAAAACAUCAUACAAACCCCAGUAGAAAUUAUAUUAGAAUUAUAACAUAUUCUGUUUUGACAUUGGACUCAUGACUUCGGACAGUUACAGAGCUAUAAUGGAUCAUUGGUUCCGCCUGUCCUCUGUUUCCAUCAGGGACGGAACUCCAGGCGGACAGAUGGUGACAGAGCAGUUCCGUGUGGACUGGGCCACGGUGUUGGUGAGCAGUUACAGUACCAUUGUGAUCCGCUUUGACGGCCACGGGUCUGGGUUCCAGGGCACCAACCUCCUCCACCGCAUCAGGAGGAAGUUGGGCGUAAUCGAGGAGAGGGACCAGAUGGAGGCCCUCAGGUGAGAAAAAGGGAGAGAGAACACCUGGACACAGCAUAAUCUUCCUUGAGAAUUCAAAUAAUUGGUCCCCUUUACGAUAAUAUGCUAACACCAUGUUACUACGUCUUACAGUAGUUAUAUGCAGGUACAGUUGAAUUACAAUGGGAAAAAUUAUAAAUAUUUUCAUUAUAGUACAUUACUGGGUUGUUGGAAAUGUAAUACCUACAAAACGGAUUGUUUAUUCUUCUUUUUCCAGACUGAUAUCGAAAGAAAUGUACAUCGACAAAAGUCGAAUUGGAGUAUAUGGAAAGGUAAGGAGAAUCAAUGCUUGAAGAAAACAAGCUAGCUGCUUUUUUAAACCAUGUAAAAAAGGUCAUUCGGUUCCCUUUACUCCUCUUCUUGUCAAUUCAAGUACUGUAUCUGAGCUGACGAAAGAGUGGGCGAGGGCUUCACUCUGUCUGGAACAUAGAGGAGAAGCUCACCCCCACAUAUCUAGGUUGCAUGCCAAAUGGCACCAUAUUCCCUAUAUAGUGGACUACUUUUGACCAAAGCCCAUAGUGCUCUGAUCAAAAGUAGUCCAUUAUAUAGGGAAUAUGGUGCCAUUUGGUAUGCUACCUCGAUAUGAGGGGGUGAGCUUCUGCUCUGUUGCACUAUAAAAGGAAUAGGGUGCCAUUUGGGAUUCAUAACUACGAGAGCAACUACACACUACGGUCCAGCAACAACACAGAACGGACAACAUCAAUAUUUCAAUCAGGUUUCAGUCUGGCACUCAGUUCUCAUUUGUCUAUAGAAAGUUAGAAUUUGUAUGCAGUUUGUCCUUGGAUUGGGCAGAAAUUAACGUUGGAGUGGUGUAUGUAAAUGCUCUAGCCUUGAUAUGUCAACAAUGUAUUUUUAUACUGUCUGAUCAAGAAACAUGAUACUAUUAAGUGUCCCUCACUAACUGUACCUUAUCUGUCUAUAGGUUUAUGGAGGAUAUUUAGCCACCAUGCUUUUAAGUUCUGAAGACUCCUUGCUUAAAUGUGGAGCCGCCGUCUCGCCCAUCACAGAUUUCAAGUUAUACGGUAUAAUGUAAUGAUUUUCUUUUGCAACAUAAUUUUUUGCUGCAUGAAUCAUUUCUCACUACAAACGAUGUAUUAUAGUUUGAACAGUGCCUUAUAACAUUAUAUUAUGUGUGUUCCUUCUUUAUACACCAGCUUCAGCAUUUUCAGAGAGAUACCUUGGAUCACCAAAGACAGACUCUCGAGUAUACUCGGUAAAGAUUCAACACUUCAUCCACUAGUCAGACAAUAUAUACAAUUAUUUGUAUUUCAUGCUGCCGUUCGCUGUCCUCUUUCCUUCAGCUGGCAAGUUUAGCACACCGGGCAGCUCACCUCAUGAACAGGAAGUACAUGAUCAUCCAUCCAACUGCUGAUGGUACAGUCAUUAAUAUCAAUACUUUAGCCUUUCCUAGAUCUAUCUGUUUGUGUGGUCUUGCCAACUUCUAUUUGGGCAUUGGCUAAGUUACUGUCAAAGCAGUCUUAACUGAUUAACUUUGAGGCUGAAUGUUGUUGAAGUACUGUGACAGAAUAUACGCAUCUUACAUGCCAUGUUACCCUCUCUCCCUCCCUAAAGAGAAAGUCCAUUUCCAGCACUCUGCAAAAUUCAUCAACCAUUUAAUCAACGAGAAGGCAAAUUACUCUCUACAGGUAAGCUUGACAUCUUGAGACUUUAGCUUUACAACAUGUUUAGGACAUUGUCAUGAAGGCGUUAUGAGCAGUGUAUCAAAUAUUGUGUUACCUACCUACAUGUCUUUUAUUUUGUAAUGUCUCUGUACUGUAGAUCUACCCAGACGAGGGACACUUCCUGCAUAGCGAUGGCACACGGCAACACCUGAGCCAAUCACUGGUUAACUUCUUUGAGGAGUGUUUCCGACUGCCGGACUUACCGAGCGAGGACAAGAAGGAUGAGGGAGAUGGUUAACCCAGCUGACACGUGGUUAACACUCCAGCACAAUAUGCAACAAAUCUUUCUCAACUCAUUACCCCCACCCCGGCCCAGAUCUGUUUGU
This is a messenger RNA of Coregonus sp. 'balchen', 36486 nucleotides long. Lineage: Eukaryota; Metazoa; Chordata; Actinopteri; Salmoniformes; Salmonidae. The record is from the annotation of a GenBank genome assembly.